Messenger RNA from Pistacia vera, 962 nucleotides. RefSeq lists its product as uncharacterized. Bases 129 to 794 code for a protein of 221 amino acids. The record is from RefSeq and is a predicted model, not a curated record. NCBI's taxonomy places the organism in Eukaryota, Viridiplantae, Streptophyta, Magnoliopsida, Sapindales, Anacardiaceae. The transcript has a single exon.
AUAACUUAAUAAAUUAAUCCCCUGGAGGAGUACUAGUACUAGUAUUCAUCUCAGUCCCCUUCUUCAUCUAUAUUCUGUACUCCUCCUGCUUCAUCUUCGGAUCUUCAACCUUCAUCAGAUCUUCCAAAAUGCUGACUGGCAGCCAUGACAAGAGUCUCCAAAUCAAACAAAACGACAAGUUUUUCUCCAGGAUUAUGUCCAAAGAAACCUCCAUGGCCAACUCGUCUUCCCGGAUUUACUACAGAGGAGCUUCCGGUUCUGUUCCAUUCAUGUGGGAGUCUCAGCCCGGCACUCCCAAACAUCAGUUCAGCGACACCGCUCUCCCGCCGCUCACUCCUCCGCCUUCUUAUCAGUCAAACUCCAACUCAAAAUCAAAAACCCUUCACAAAGACACCAACAAGCCGAAGCUUUUGAACGCAAUCUUCCCCUCCAGGUUCACCAAGAAGAACCACGCCUCACCUAAUUCGUCAUCUUCUUGGUCAUGCGCGUCAUCGUCUUCUUCCUCCUCUUCUUCCUCGUGGUCGUCUUCAAGAUCAACGAACUCCAAGUUUCAGAGAAGAUACUUUUCAUGUUCGUCAAGAACACGCAUACAUUACAACAUGGACGACGAUGAAGAUCAUCAAAGUGCAGGCCAUGGCCAUAGCCACGGAUCCCCUAUUUCUACAUUGUGUUUUGGUGGUACUAAAGCUAAGAGUUUUAAUGGCGGUCCAGGGUGCUACUCUCUAGUGAAUAUGAAGAAUGCUUUCUUCUCCAUUGCAGGCAGCCAUGGAUCAAAUAAGCAAGGUACUGCUUGAUUAAUUAGUGAGAGAUUAUAUAAAAACAGUAUUGUGUUUAAUAAUUUUGUUUUUGGUUUGCUUUAUAAUUUUGGUAUUCUAUAGUUUGUAGAACAACUUGUUCAACACCAAAUUUCAUGAUAUUUUUUUAGAACAAAGUUGUUUAAUUUUCUAAUAUGUAAUUAAGUA